Molecule: messenger RNA, 1055 nt
Organism: Camellia sinensis
Lineage: Eukaryota; Viridiplantae; Streptophyta; Magnoliopsida; Ericales; Theaceae
Source: RefSeq, a predicted model, not a curated record
UGUUCUCUGUUUAAACCAAUCAGAUUGUUCUCUCUCUCAUACAAAUUCUCUUUCACCACCAAACCUCAACCCACCCCACCUCACCCCACUUCGCCUCACCAUCAACGUUGUCGUCCGCCGUUCUCGCCUCUCCACUGUCACCACCGUAUGUUGCCUCUAAGCCCUUUUCUUAUACGCAAGCUCUAGCCCCUUUUUCUUCUGCAUUGUUCCUUCGAUGUUGUCUCUCUCGAUAUCAUUCUCUCUGUUUCAAGCUCUCUCUGUUGCCAUGGUGAUCUGAAGAACAAGGACGUUUAGAUUGUCCUUCUUCGAUAUGUCGAAGGCUCUUGAGUUCGAAGAAGAAUCAAUUUUGAAGACUAUAAAGUCUCGAUAUGCGCUUCUCUCUAUUUGAUGUAGGGCUUUUAGAUCUGGAUGAGUUUAAUUUGGAUUUGACCUAUUGGGAUCUGGAUCUAGGGUUUUUCUACCAGCAACUACCUGUUUAAGCUUUUGCUCAUUGGAGAUUCGGGUGUUGGCAAAUCAUGUCUCCUUUUGAGGAUGAUUCAUAUCUAGAAAGUUACAUUAGCACUAUUGGAGUUGACUUUAAAAUCUACACAAUUGAGCAGGAUGGAAAAACCAUUAAACUCCAGAUUUGGGAUACUGCUGGACAAGAAUGUUUUAGGACAAUCAUUAGUAGUUACUAUCGCGGUGCACAUGGCAUUAUUGUUGUUUACGAUGUGACCGAUCAAGAGAGUUUUGACAAUGUCAAGCAAUGGUUAAGUGAGAUUGACCGGUAUGCAAGUGAGAAUGUAAACAAGCUUUUAGUUGGAAACAAGUGUGACCUUACUGCACCGAAGGUGGUGUCUUAUGAGACUGGAAAGCAUUUGCAGAUGAAAUUGGGAUUCCUUUCUUGGAAACAAGUGCGAAAAAUGCCACAAAUGUGGAACAUGCUUUCAAAAUUGUUUAAUAAAAUUAAUGAUUUAUAUAUUUUGUUGAAUGUUCAUAAUUCAGGUAAAUUGUUGGUUUGAUUGAUUAUUGUAAAUUACAGAUUGUAUUGAAUAGAUUGGAUAGAUUAUUAUGAA